CGUCACUCCAGCCGCCAUUGACGCCCCACCAGCGGCUGCCGCAUCGCCAUGGCCCUCCGGCGCCAGAAUCUGUCGCCCACCGCAAACCUGCUGCGCAACUCGCGCCUCUUCUCCCUCCCGAACCCCCUCCCGCGGCCCAACGUCGCCGAAACGUACGGCGCAGGCGUGCAGAAAGUUUCCGACACCGCAACGCUCCCUUUUCCUACGCACCAGGCCAUCGCGACAACACCCAGCUCCCUCGCUCGUGGAGAUUGGGGAUUGAAAAGACCUCUGCCCUCCCGGUCGCAUCUUGUCCAGACGAGCAACCCGGUGGUGCGCGUGAAGCAGCUCGAUACCAUUGAGCAUGUCACAGACUUCGACUCGGCGGCGGACCAUGUGCGGACACGGCAGAAGUGGGAAGAGCUGGGCAUUCCGAUGAUGAAGGGCAUGGCCGCUAUGAGGGAGACGGGCGUAGGAAAUAUACAGCCCGGUGGCGCAUUCGAGCAUCGGUCCGAUGUGACAUCGUACGAGGGCGACGAGGGCUUGGAUGAGGCUGGAUUGAUCCUGGAGACCGUCAAGCAAAGUGUGAAAGCAAAUAUACAAGAGGAGGCAAAGGCCGCGGUAGCCCGGAGACGGGAUCCAAACGCUCCCCCGGCAUCAUUUAUUCCCUACAGCUUACCCCACCCCGACCCGGCUCGACACAACGCUCGUCGUUGGAAACAUGACGGACCCUGGCUUCCCGGAAUGAGCGCCGACGAAUUCACCACAUACGUCACCAAAGAGCUUACCGCCCGGCGAAAGGAGUUCAACCAAUACCUCGUCCAAUAUGUCAAGAACGAAAUCUACACAAUACGCCAAAACUCAUCACGGAAUUCCGGCAUGGCGCUCGAGGAAGCAGAAGCGGAAGAACAACGGGCUGCCCAAGAAAAACAAUGGGCCAACAUUACCUCGGCAGACAUCAACGCCGGCAUCAAAGCCCUGCGGCGAGAAGCCGCCGUCGACCCACUGGCAUCCAAGCUCGUCCAAAGACUCAUAAUCCCCUUCCUCCGUCUCCCCAACAUCAAGUUCAAGAACACAGCAUUCCACAUGGACAGCACAAAGAACGAGAUCGAACAGUACCGCUUCGACGACGACAGAGCGCCGCUAUCCACCCACCCCUCCGCCGGUCUCGGCUACCUCCGCACAAACGCCUACCUCAGCAACCACCCCAUCCUCGGCCCGCAAGGCGAACGCACGCCAGUAAGCGCCCGCGUCGUCCAGCCCCUCGAGACAAACUCAUCAACUGAGAAGUACGCCCGGCUCGGCGUGGCGGGCUUUGUCGCAAACGACGACUAUUCCAACACUGGUUCCAGCGCCCGGCCUUUUUACCACAGACCUAAUGACGUGCAAUUCAUCGACGUGCACACCGAGGGCGGCGCAAAAGUCAAUGUGCACCCGCGCUAUGCAUCCGUGACAAACGAUGGACGUAUCCAUAUCAAGCUGGAUCGCGCUACAGGCUCAGAAAUCAAGGUUGCGAGGGGGGAGCUGGAGGACCGGCCGCCGGCGCGGGAGAAAGUGGAGCAGGACCCUAUGGCUGAUUUGACGAGCGGCAUGGGGAAGAGCGGAAUCAAAGAGCUGGAUGAGCAAAGCUCGCAGGCGCAGGACUUGGCGAAUAUGUUGCACGACCUUGCGCAGCAGGGGGGCGGGAGCCGCGGUUUGGGGGAGGUGAGGCCCGGCGUGGAGGAGGCUGCGAGGGGUGAGGGAGAUGCGAGGAGUUGAAAUGAGAUGGGAUGGAGCGGUUUGUAAGAUAGGCAGGCGUGGAUUGUAGAAUAUGUACAUAUUUGUACGGCAAUGUGGACGUUUGUAU
This is a messenger RNA of Trematosphaeria pertusa, 1825 nucleotides long. RefSeq lists its product as uncharacterized. Gene Ontology annotation, biological process: mitochondrial translational initiation. The transcript has a single exon. The record is from RefSeq and is a predicted model, not a curated record. Gene Ontology annotation, cellular component: mitochondrial small ribosomal subunit. Gene Ontology annotation, molecular function: structural constituent of ribosome. Bases 49 to 1737 code for a protein of 562 amino acids. NCBI's taxonomy places the organism in Eukaryota, Fungi, Ascomycota, Dothideomycetes, Pleosporales, Trematosphaeriaceae.